Molecule: messenger RNA, 630 nt
Organism: Aspergillus campestris IBT 28561
Lineage: Eukaryota; Fungi; Ascomycota; Eurotiomycetes; Eurotiales; Aspergillaceae
Product: LYR motif-containing protein
Exons: 3
Coding region: 84-428 (114 amino acids)
Biological process (GO): mitochondrial respiratory chain complex III assembly
Source: RefSeq, a predicted model, not a curated record
AUUCUCUCCAUUAUUGACGAUUGUCCUUGACGUUUGAUUUAUUACUUCUCUAAUCCCCUCGAUCUUUCCUACCGCAUCAAAACAUGGCUUCUGCUGUUCCUUCCGCGCGGAGUGCCUAUCGCCAGCUCCUUCGCAGCACCCGCGUUGCUUUCCGCGAUGACGUCCGUGUGAUGAUUGGCGCUCGUAAAGAGGCCCGUCAGCAGUUCGACAACCAUCCGCGGGUAGGCAUCGACACGCCCAUGCAGAUCAACCAUGCCCUGGAAGUGGCGGACAUCUUGAAACACAACCUCGUCCAGGGGGUGAGGGACGACGGCAACGAAGAGGCUAAAUGGCAACUUCGCAUCCACGAGGAUAUCGAGCGCGGCGAUAACGACUCGAUCAAGGUCGGGGGAAAGAACGUCAAGGUUGACAAGGCGUGCUCGUCAUAGUACGGGAUCUGCUUACGCUGUGAAAGUCGUGCUUUGUGCGCAUUGUAUUAUACUAGUUAUACCCAACGUUUUUGGUCUCUCUCCUUUGGCGUCAUCGUGGGGGGUAUUUUUGGAUGUGAUGGAAAAAGAAAAGGAAAGAAAAGAGGAAAAAAAGAAAUAUGUGAACAUAUUAUAAACAGACAACGCCCGCUUCGAACAUACA